This is a messenger RNA of Anneissia japonica, 1435 nucleotides long. RefSeq lists its product as uncharacterized. Gene Ontology annotation, molecular function: G protein-coupled receptor activity. The record is from RefSeq and is a predicted model, not a curated record. Gene Ontology annotation, cellular component: membrane. NCBI's taxonomy places the organism in Eukaryota, Metazoa, Echinodermata, Crinoidea, Comatulida, Comatulidae. The coding region runs from base 1 to 1428 and encodes 475 amino acids. Gene Ontology annotation, biological process: adenylate cyclase-activating G protein-coupled receptor signaling pathway; cell surface receptor signaling pathway. The transcript is spliced from 11 exons.
AUGUCGAUGAUGAACGAUGAGGAGGAUGAUAUAAGCAAUAAUAAUUGUUCUUCGCCAGCAACAGACAGCAUUAUCGCUUGUUUCAAGCAUCACAAUCAACGUCGCAUGACUAGGAACACAAUUCAGUCUGAUGGAAUGACUAGGUGCUAUUGCAUUGACCAUUGCAAGGUCAGAGGUUAUAUUUAUGCUGGGUUAAAGAGUGGCGAUACAUGUUCUUGUGGAAUGAGCUACACAGGACUUCCGAAAAAUGGUCAAUUUAUAGAGACCAUAAUUAGUGAUCCGACUGUUUCGUAUGAAGGCAUUACGGCAGUUCUCAGCUACGCUUCUGAUGAAGUCGAAGACCAAGACAUUAUCUAUGCAUACACAGGAGGCAAUUGGGAGCGUGACGCUGGACUAGGAGACGCUUCAGCAAUUAGUCUUCAGAUUAUGUCCGAAGAAAGUGAAAACACAGUGUUUGCGAUGGCAGUCGGAUAUGAGGAGAAAGAAAAAAACACAACCAUUUUAGUUUCAUCACAGGAGAAUGGAGACGAUGAUAGCAUAAUCAACUACAUGAUCAGUGGCAUAUUGCAUGCUGUAGCUUAUGAUUUAAAUGGAAUCGUCCAAAAGGCAAGCCUCACCUUCAGUAUGAACACCAGCAAACCGUCGUCUAUUGACAAUGGAAAGGAAGUGUGUGCAUUUUUGACAGACAAUGGUCAACUACGAAAAUCCGAGCGAGGAAUUCUACAUUUGAAUUUAGUUGUGAGCUUGCUCGCUGGACAGAUAACCUUUCUACUUGGGAUAGAUAAGACCGAAAAUGAGUUUUUAUUUCAGAAAACGUGUAAAUUUGUUGCCUUUCUUUUGCACUUCAUUUAUCUUGUGGUCUUCGCUUGGAUGUUAUUGGAAGCAGCAUAUCUUUACUACAAGAUCAUCAGUAGAGCUGUAACCCCAGUGGGUAUUAAGGUCCGCUACAUUGGCACUGGUCUGGCCUGGGGUACCCCAGUCAUCAUAGCGGGUCUUACCAUUGCGGUUGCCAAAGACGGCUACAUUAAAACAGCAUCGUGCUGGCUUAACCAUGAAAAUGGAGUUGUAUGGACAAUAGCUGCUCCAAUAAUCGUAAUUCUUAUGGUAGGUAGUAGAAGCAUGAAGGUAAGAGUUUCCGCCAGAGGUGCCCUGAUCUUGCUCCCCUUGCUUGGCUUAACCUGGAUACUAGGCUUAUUUACAAUAGUCAGUAGCGCUGCUAUAAUGCAAUACAUGUUUGUAUGCUGCAAUAGUCUACAGGGAGCCUUCAUCUUCAUCAACUUCUGUAUAGUCGAUAAAGAGGUUCGUACGACUCUCGUUGGUUUCUUCAGAAAGUACGUUAUGAAGUCAAAGAUAAACACAACAAACAGCAGCGUUAUCACAACUUCAUCAUCGAAUAACGAAACUCAACCAACGACUUCACACACUUAGAUUCCAG